Molecule: messenger RNA, 3120 nt
Organism: Vigna umbellata (rice bean)
Lineage: Eukaryota; Viridiplantae; Streptophyta; Magnoliopsida; Fabales; Fabaceae
Source: RefSeq, a predicted model, not a curated record
AUGGGUGAAGCUUUGCAGAUGUUUGGUUCUCGCGAACAAGUCGAGAGUUAUUGGCAGGAUGAUUUACACGAUGGAGAGAGCUCGGGCAUGAUCUCUGUGAUUCAUUUGGAGGCUGGCAUUAUUGAAUAUGUAUAUGGACGGGUUGACUCUUGCAGGAUGCAUUUUAAAUCGGCUGAGAUGGCAGCUGGGCUUCAGCUUUCUGUCACUGGGGUACUUGGUUUCCGUACUGAACACCAGGCGGAACCAAAGGCACAGAGGGUACUUCUUACCAACACAUGUACAUCAAAUAAUGUGGAUGAAAACUGUCCCUUAACGAGUACCGGUAUCCAAACAUGUGAUUCCAACAAAGGUGAAGAUGAUUGGAAUAUGAAUCAGCAUGAAACCUCUGAAGCACCUGCACUUAGAAUACCCAAGUUGUUAGAAAACAACCAUGACUCUAGAAUUAGAUCUCCAUCUCAAAGCAUAGAAAACGUUGGCCAUGUUACUCCUAAUUUGACAGCAAUUCAACAAGCUGUAAUUCUGGCAUUUUGCCUUUUGGUUGAGAAGAGCUCCCCACGCGAUGACUUGCAGUUAUGGGAUACGGCACCUUACAUUGAAGCAAUUGAUUCCCAGAACUUCUCUUACUUUACUAUCAGGUGUUUAUCGGAUCUUUUACGUAUUCGAUGGGAGUCAUCUCGUUGCCGAACUAAGGAGCGUGCCUUACAGAUGAUGGAUAACUUGGUUAAACAUAUUUAUGAACCUUCUCCAGCAAUAGCUGAUAGAAUUGCUUUUAUUUAUGCUGUUUAUAUGCCAAGUAUUCCUGCAUUGCAGAUGGAAUAUGGGGAACUUUUGUCAGAUUGCGGUUUGAAAGGAGAGGCAGCGCAGAAGUUUGUAGAAUUAGAAUUAUGGUAUAAACUAAAAGACUGUUACAGGCCGUUGGAAGGGGUAGAGCUACCGAAAUGUCCUCUGGGUUUGGACGGUGAUGACGAAGGACGGGACAAUUGGGCUCGGAAUCAGCUUAUGUCUUCUGGUUCUGACUUGGUCGGAAAGUUCUCCAAUCUUCAGUAUAUAGUUUUUGCGAAGAUGUUGCUUAUGCGGGUGAAGGAUUUAGGUAGUGAGAUGAAAAGCCUUCCAUGGUGGCUUGCGCGGGUUUUGCUUGUUCAACAGAGGAUUUUGGAUGAGCGGUGUUCUUCCUUGUCUGAUCUCUUGCAUGUGUAUAUGGGUGAAGCUUUGCAGAUGUUUGGUUCUCGCGAACAAGUCGAGAGUUAUUGGCAGGAUGAUUUACACGAUGGAGAGAGCUCGGGCAUGAUCUCUGUGAUUCAUUUGGAGGCUGGCAUUAUUGAAUAUGUAUAUGGACGGGUUGACUCUUGCAGGAUGCAUUUUAAAUCGGCUGAGAUGGCAGCUGGGCUUCAGCUUUCCGUCACUGGGGUACUUGGUUUCCGUACUGAACACCAGGCGGAACCAAAGGCACAGAGGGUACUUCUUACCAACACAUGUACAUCAAAUAAUGUGGAUGAAAACUGUCCCUUAACGAGUACCGGUAUCCAAACAUGUGAUUCCAACAAAGGUGAAGAUGAUUGGAAUAUGAAUCAGCAUGAAACCUCUGAAGCACCUGCACUUAGAAUACCCAAGUUGUUAGAAAACAACCAUGACUCUAGAAUUAGAUCUCCAUCUCAAAGCAUAGAAAACGUUGGCCAUGUUACUCCUAAUUUGACAGCAAUUCAACAAGCUGUAAUUCUGGCAUUUUGCCUUUUGGUUGAGAAGAGCUCCCCACGCGAUGACUUGCAGUUAUGGGAUACGGCACCUUACAUUGAAGCAAUUGAUUCCCAGAACUUCUCUUACUUUACUAUCAGGUGUUUAUCGGAUCUUUUACGUAUUCGAUGGGAGUCAUCUCGUUGCCGAACUAAGGAGCGUGCCUUACAGAUGAUGGAUAACUUGGUUAAACAUAUUUAUGAACCUUCUCCAGCAAUAGCUGAUAGAAUUGCUUUUAUUUAUGCUGUUUAUAUGCCAAGUAUUCCUGCAUUGCAGAUGGAAUAUGGGGAACUUUUGUCAGAUUGCGGUUUGAAAGGAGAGGCAGCGCAGAAGUUUGUAGAAUUAGAAUUAUGGUAUAAACUAAAAGACUGUUACAGUUUCUUGGGGAAGAAAGCAGCCGCCGUUGAACUCAUCAGGAAGCGUCUUUCGGAAACACCAAAUGACCCCAUAUUAUGGUGUUCCCUGGGUGACCUUACAGAUAAUGAUGCAUGCUUUGAGAAAGCUCUGGAAGUUUCAAACAAUAGGUCUUCUAGAGCAAAGCGUUCUAUGGCUCAAAGUGCAUACAAAAGAGGAGACUACAACAAAUCUAUAUUGUUGUGGGAGUCUGCACUUGCAGUGAACUCAAUGGACCCAGACGAUUGGUUUAAACUUGGAACUGCUGCAGUGAAGGCUCAAGAUACAGGAAAGGCUCUUGAUGCGUUUACUCGCGUAAUUCAACUUGAUCCUGAAAAUGAGAAAGCUUGGACUUACUUUGCUAGCUUGCACGCGAUGAAAAGAAAGGGCAAGGAGGCCUUAAUCGCAUCUAAAGAAGCCUUGAAAUUCAAACGGAACAGCUGGCAAUUAUGGGAGAACUAUAGCCAUAUUGCUCUCGAAAUUGGCAAUAUCAGUCAGGCUCUGAAAGGUGUACAGAUGGUUUUGGACAUCACCAAUUAUAAGAGAGUAGAUAGUGAAUUAUUGGAAAGAAUCACAGGGGAGGUGGAACAGUUAUGCAUUGUCGAUUCUGGAGCAGAAUAUGAAAUGGAAGUACGUGGAGCAUCUGUUGCCGGAAGAUCACGUGAAACUGAAAAAUUAUUUGUUUUACUUGGCAAAGUCUUACAACAGAUAGUUAAACAUGGGAGUGGAUUUGGAUCUGAUAUCUGGGGCUUAUAUGCCAAAUGGCACAGAAUUAAUGGAGAUCUCAUGAUGAGCUCUGAAGCCCUCUUAAAGCAAGUUAGGUCACUCCAGGGAAGUGAUACUUGGAAGGACCGAGAUCGGUUCAAAAAAUUUGCAAAAUCAUUUUUGGAUCUUUGCCAGGUAUACGUGGACAUGUUUUCAUCUGCUUCUGGUAGUAUUAAACAACUGUCUACAGCUGAGCUGCACUUGAAGAAUGUCAUCAGACAGGCAAGAUAA